Messenger RNA from Calliphora vicina (urban bluebottle blowfly), 2155 nucleotides. It is a transcript of the gene VGAT, whose product is annotated as vesicular GABA transporter. Bases 481 to 2151 code for a protein of 556 amino acids. The transcript is spliced from 3 exons. Gene Ontology annotation, cellular component: vacuolar membrane. The record is from RefSeq and is a predicted model, not a curated record. NCBI's taxonomy places the organism in Eukaryota, Metazoa, Arthropoda, Insecta, Diptera, Calliphoridae. Gene Ontology annotation, biological process: amino acid transmembrane transport. Gene Ontology annotation, molecular function: L-amino acid transmembrane transporter activity.
UUUAGUGGUCAUACUUAUAUAGAAUUGUAGUAUGUAUCGAUUUCUGUUCAUCACUUUUUUUUGCUAGACGAAAAUGUAUUUAAUGGGCCAGUGAAAGAAAAAAAUGUAUAACAUGACAAAAAUUCGUAACUGGUGCGGGAAAUAAAGAAUAAAUACUGCAAUUCAGGAUAAAUUUUAAAUUUUACAUGAAUUGAAUUGAAGUCAUCACAAAAUUUUCCUAUUACAUUAUAAAAUCGAUAAGAAGCACACUUUUCUUCAUUGAGAAAUUUUCUCAAUAAUUAUUAAAUCUGCAGUCAUCCCCCUUUUGCCUUGUCUAACCUCAAAAAAAAAAAAGAAAAACUAAAGAAGCAACAUAAAAUUCAGCUGUCGUAUAGUAAAGAAAUUUGAACACCAUCGCCACCUUCAUCGCUUUGAAAAAAAAGAAAAAGAAAACAUUUUGUAGUAGACUCAUCACGAAUUGGAAAAGAUUUUAAAGCCAUCAUGUCAUUCUUAAAUAAAAUAAAAGCGUCCCAAUUGCCACCAAUUAAAAAUAUCUUUAAUGUAGCGGUACAAACGGCCCGUCAACAUAUGCCCGAAAAGAAGGACUAUGAACAGCCAGGUGGAGUUAGUAGUAUGGCACAACCGAAUCAGCAGCAACAGCAUCACGAUAAUCAGCCAAAUAACACACAGGCCAUGUAUCAGGGCGAUGAAACUAAUUACGGCACUGCUGACAGACCUACCGAAUUGAAUCCCUUUAGAAAUCCAAAUGGUUGGGCGGAUGACGGCGAGGCCAGUGAUUAUAAGGGAGAAGGUUAUCAGACCACCUCAUUUGUGGCCAACGAAUAUGAUGGCAGAUAUCAACAAGAUGGUUUUAGACAGGGCAGUAUCGCCUCCGAAGGCAGCUCGUUUGUGUGCGAAGGUGAAGGUGGCGGUGGUCAUAAAAUCGAUGAAAUGCAAGCUGCCUGGAAUGUAACUAACGCCAUACAGGGUAUGUUUAUUGUGUCCCUGCCAUUUGCGGUGCUACAUGGAGGUUACUGGGCCAUAAUUGCCAUGGUGGGUAUUGCCUACAUUUGCUGUUACACGGGAAAAGUGUUGGUGCAGUGCCUGUAUGAACCAGAUCCGGCUACGGGACAGCUGGUGCGUGUACGCGACAGUUAUGUGUCUAUAGCGAAAGUAUGUUUCGGUCCCAGGUUGGGAGCACGAGCUGUAAGUAUUGCCCAGUUAAUCGAAUUACUAAUGACUUGCAUUUUGUAUGUGGUCGUAUGCGGUGAUUUAAUGGCCGGCACAUAUCCACAAGGUGCAUUCGAUUCGCGUUCCUGGAUGAUGUUGAUUGGUAUAUUUUUACUGCCAAUGGGCUUCUUGAAAUCACUGAAAAUGGUUUCGACUCUGUCCUUUUGGUGCACCAUGUCGCAUAUUGUCAUCAAUGUGGUGAUUUUGGGCUAUUGUAUUCUACAGAUUGGCGAUUGGGGUUGGGCGAAAGUGCGUUGGAGCAUUGAUUUCGAAAACUUUCCCAUUUCCUUGGGUGUGAUAGUAUUUUCUUAUACAUCGCAGAUAUUUUUACCCACUUUAGAGGGAAAUAUGACAGACCGCUCCAAGUUUAAUUGGAUGUUGGAUUGGUCGCAUAUAGCAGCAGCUGCAUUUAAGGCCGGUUUUGGUUAUAUCUGCUUUCUGACCUUUCAAAAUGACACCCAGCAGGUCAUAACGAAUAACCUGCAUUCUCAGGGAUUCAAGGGCUUGGUCAAUGUAUUUUUAGUUAUCAAAGCCAUACUCAGUUAUCCCUUGCCGUUUUAUGCUGCCUGUGAGCUAUUAGAGCGCAACUUCUUUCGCGGUCCACCAAAGACAAAGUUUCCAAGCAUCUGGCAUUUGGAUGGUGAGCUUAAGGUCUGGGGUUUGGGUUUCCGUGUGGGCGUUAUACUCUCCACAAUUAUGAUGGCCAUCUUCAUACCACAUUUCUCAAUACUUAUGGGUUUCAUUGGCAGCUUUACGGGUACAAUGUUAAGUUUCAUUUGGCCUUGUUACUUUCACCUAAAGAUCAAAGGACAUCUGUUGGAUCAAAAGGAAAUUGCAAAAGACUACAUCAUCAUUGGUUUGGGCGUGCUUUUCGGUGUAAUAGGCAUCUACGAUUCGGGCAAUGCAUUGAUAAAUGCCUUCGAAAUAGGUCUUCCAUUUUAAACGA